This is a messenger RNA of Sesamum indicum (sesame), 2530 nucleotides long. Its product is annotated as polyadenylate-binding protein 2. Gene Ontology annotation, molecular function: RNA binding. Lineage: Eukaryota; Viridiplantae; Streptophyta; Magnoliopsida; Lamiales; Pedaliaceae. The record is from RefSeq and is a predicted model, not a curated record.
UCCUCUUCAACUUCUCUCUCCUUCUCCUUCUCCUUCUCCUCUUCAACUUCUCUCUCUCUCUUUCUGUAUAUAUAUAUAUAUAUCUAUAUAUAUUUACCGGUCACGCGCCGCCGGCACUAUCUCUCUCCAUCUACCAAGAUACCACCUUCUCUCUUCUCUGUUUUGAUUUAUUGAGAGAAGGAAAAAGUCUCACAGAGCGAUAGUCGUUUUUCUGGAGUAUCGAAAUUUCAAAUUUUCGACGAUUUUUUGAUUGGUUAUUCGUUCCUUCAUUGAUUUUUGAGAACGUGUAGAAGAUUUUAUUUAUUGUUUGAUAUCUUACUUGCUCUUUGUUGUGAUUUCUGAUCACAAGAGGAGAGACAGGGUUGAGAACCGGAGACUUCUGUGUACAGGAAAAAAUUGCUGUAUUUUACUCAUAUUGACAUGGAGACCGGGUCGAAUGCCGCGGCACAGACGGCGGCGCAGUCUGUGACGGCGCUGUAUAUCGGAGACCUUGAUGCGAGCGUGACGGAGGAAGAACUGAGUCGUCUCUUCGGUCAGGUAGGCGAUGUGGUCUCCGUCAAAAUAUGCACGAAUCCAACUACCGAGCGUCCACUUGAAUAUGGUUAUGUCAACUACAGCAAUCCCCAAGACGCUGCAAAAGCCAUUGAGGAUUUGAACUUCACUCCUCUAAAUGGAAAAUGUAUUAGGGUUGCAUAUUCUAAUCGAGACGCAAGUGUACGUAAAAGUGGUACAGGGAACAUAUUUGUUAAGAAUUUGGAUAAAGAGGUUGACCACAAAGCACUAUACAAUUUGUUUUCUCCAUAUGGGAACAUUAUUUCGUCAAAAGUUGAAACUGAUGCUUCGGGUCAGUCAAAGGGCUAUGGUUUUGUGCAUUAUGACAAUGAGGAAGCCGCACGGAAUGCUAUUCAGCACCGAAAUGGUGCAGUGCUGUUUGGCAAAGAAUUGUACGUAGGACCUUUUGUUAAUAAGCAAGAUAGGGAGACGUCUGACAAGACUAAGUUUACCAACGUAUUUGUUAAGAAUCUUUUUGAAUUGACAACCGAAGAAGAUUUGAAGAUCACAUUUGGUGAAUUUGGAUCAAUCACUAGUGUAGCAGUGAUGCGAGAUGAGUAUGGAAAUUCCAAAUGCUUUGGGUUUGUCAACUUUGAGAAUGCAGAGGAUGCUGCAAAGUCAGUUGAAGUACUUAAUGGCCAAAUAUUCAAUGGCAAGGAAUGGUAUGUGGCAAGAGCACAAAAGAAAUAUGAAAGAGAACGAGAACUAAAGCUUCGCCAGGAGCAGAUUGCAAAGGAGGCACAUGAAAAAUCAUUAGGCCUCAACAAUCUCUACAUAAAAAAUUUAGAUGACACGAUUGACAAUGACAAGCUCAAGGAAUUGUUCUCUCCAUUUGGUACUGUAACAUCAUGCAAGAUUAUGUGUGAUGCAAAAGGAUUAAGUAAAGGAUCAGGCUUUGUUGCGUUCUCCACAAGCCAAGAGGCUUCAAAAGCAAUUUCAGAAAUGAAUGGAAAGAUGGUUCACAGCAAGCCCCUUUAUGUUGCCAUUGCAGAAAAAAAGGAAGCUAGAAGAGCACGGUUACAGGCUAUUUUUUCCAAUAUGCGACCAAAUACAGUUGUACCUGCAGUCACUCAUAUGCCUAUUUACCCUCUUGGUGGGCCGGGCAUAGGCCAACAACUCCCCUAUGGGCGUGCUCCACAUGCUAUUCUUCCUCCAGUGCCCGGAUUUGGAUAUCAACAGCAAUUUAUUCCUGGUGUGAGGCCACCUGGAACUGUCAUGCCAAAUGUCUUGUUGCCUAUUAUUCAACAUGGACCCCAUAGUCCACGUUAUAGUGGCAGACGUCCCGGUUCUGAUGCUUUGCAGCAGACCCAACCCCCAGUUCCGCUCAUGCAUCAUCAGAUGCUUUUAAGGGGCAAUACAUAUCAUCUCCCUCUUGGAUAUGGGCUGCCUAAUGUUUCUGGGCAAGGUAGUACUACAGGCAUGCUUCCCAUCGCUCAGGAAAAUAGCUACUGGCCAAUGCAUGAAAGGAGACCUCAUGGUCCGGUUCCAGUUGGAACUCUGGCCUCUGCACUUGCAAAUGCUUUGCCUUCUGAGCAGAGGACGAUGUUGGGUGAAAGUUUGUAUCCUCUGGUAGAACAGCUGGAGCAUGAGAUGGCGGCUAAGGUGACGGGCAUGCUCCUGGAAAUGGAUCAAACAGAGGUUUUGCAUUUGCUGGAGUCACCAGAAUCUCUUAGGGCUAAAGUAGGGGAGGCUAUGGAAGUCCUAAAAAAUGCACCUCAGAGACAUGCCAGUAGCACCGCUAAUCAAUUGGCUUCACUCGUUUUGAGUGAAUGAUUUUGUGUAUUUUUGGUUUUCUCUGACUGAAAUAAAUCUUUGAAACUGUGAAAUAAGUUAAUUUAAUGCGAAUGAUUUAACAAUCAUAAGAGUUUCUUCCAGUCCAAGUGCACCAUUUUUUUCUCUUUUUUCCAUCCAUUUUAGGUUAUGAUUUUCUUAUAGGUCUUGGUGCAUUAUGUUUGUUAGUUAGAACGUGGUGCCAGUC